GCUCUGUUAUUGGCUAAUACAGAUAGGCUACAGGAAGUCAGAUUGAAUGGAGUAGGAAACUGAAGCCACGCGUUUCGGGAUGGUGCGUUAUAAAUCCAGGUAUCUGCUUUGUGAGUUGUGCGUGUCAGACCAAAGUAGCUUGCAGCUGUUGGAUGAACGAGCGGUGUUCGCAGCAGUGAGGGGAGCAGUGUCUUCGGCACACGGGGACUACGGGUCUGCACUCUGCAGUGCCUCUUUUGCAGUGAAAUAUCUGAAUGCCCACACUGGAGUGGUAUUCCUGCGCUGUCGCAAGAGCCACUACAGGGUCCUCUGGUCUGCGUUACCCUUCAUUACCAGUGUGGAGAGCCGAGGCCAGAGAGUCCCCUGCUUCUUCAACUGCCUGCAUAUUGGAGGGACGAUUCGCACGUGUCAGAAGUUCUUGAUCAGAUACAACACUCAACAGCUCCAUCGCAUGCUCAGGCUGUGCCACAGUGAGGCGGAGAGGUUAGAGGUUCGCAAGGCCGUGCUGAGUUGUUCUCUGAAGAGUCUUGAAAAAGAGGAAGAAGCAGAAGAUGGAUAUGGGGAUGAAGAAGUCUGAGGGGAAAGUUAAACUACACCUACAUACUGGUAGUAUUGCAGCAUGGGCUGUACCUUGUGCUGGUUGAUAGCAAGUGCCGCAAGAAUAAUGUAUAGUGUACAUGCUCAUAAGUGUUCUUAUACUGUAUUACUUUGUAAUGUCCAGGAAAACAUGCUGCCCUGCAGUUCACUGCAGCACCCUACCUAUCAGAGCUUAACAUUGUGCAGGUGAUUUGACCAUCUCGGAUGGGUGGGAGAGUAUAUCCAUUCUUGACUUUAAGCUGAGAUGUACAGAUUCUUGGGACUUGAACAUUUCAUAGUUUUGUUUAAAGAAUAAUAUGAUAUUGUAUGUAGUAGUGAUGACAUAUGUAAGAUGAUUUGUAUAAUUUAAGGAUAGUUUAUUUUUAUUUUUUAAACUAUGGCUAACAGCUGUUUGGCUCUGUGACUGUACCAGAAACAUUGACUUGCAUUUUAUCUACUCUGUAUUGUGAAUAAAGAAAAUGAGCACUAA
Molecule: messenger RNA, 1066 nt
Organism: Conger conger (European conger)
Lineage: Eukaryota; Metazoa; Chordata; Actinopteri; Anguilliformes; Congridae
Gene: pop5
Product: POP5 homolog, ribonuclease P/MRP subunit
Exons: 5
Coding region: 80-577 (165 amino acids)
Biological process (GO): tRNA 5'-leader removal
Cellular component (GO): ribonuclease P complex
Molecular function (GO): ribonuclease P RNA binding
Source: RefSeq, a predicted model, not a curated record